Messenger RNA from Dentiscutata erythropus, 185 nucleotides. The record is from the annotation of a GenBank genome assembly. NCBI's taxonomy places the organism in Eukaryota, Fungi, Glomeromycota, Glomeromycetes, Diversisporales, Gigasporaceae.
AUUUAGAAUUUUAUUAUAAAGAUGAAAGUGCAUUAGCUGUUUGGAAAAAAGCCAAAAAUUUAUCUAAAUUUAAUGAAACAGAUCUUUUUGGACAUUUACAUUCAUUCGUUAUACAAGAACGAUUAACUAAAUCAACAAUUACACACAUUUCACAGAAUUGGUAUUCAAUUGAAAAGCUUAACACA